UCAGUGUUCCCUGACAAGCUCCAAAGUGCGUAUGUCCGGGCUAAAGAUCAAGCCGAUUUUCUACUCUAUAUCGAGGUAAAAGGCCGACCGAGCACCUACACCAUUACUUCAGCGUCAACCUGCAGAAAGCCAGGAACAAACGAAUGGAGAACUGCGUUUCCGGUGCUGCGGAUGGCGACUGGGCCCGGGUUUCAAACGUCAUAUCCCGGUUGACGAAAGACAAGAGCAAUGUCGAGCAACCCACGGACGAUAACCAUGACAUCCUCGAAAGCUACUAUAAGGUCUUCCGCAAGAGAUUUGUAGACGUCAUCUGCCGCCAAGUUGUGGAACACUUUCUGUUGGACGGCCGCGACAGCCCGCUGUAGACGCUGACUCCGGAGCUCAUCGCAACGAUGAGCGAUGCCCAGCUCGGCAUGAUCGCUGGCGAGGAUGCCACAACGAAGCGCCAGAAGGAGCGCCUUGGUUCUGAGAUUCAGGGACUGGAGGCCACGACGAAGGUCUUGAGGGGCUUGAAGGAGGUGCGAUAUGCACUGGUACCAUUGAUCGGUCGAGAGUCGGAUACUGAAUACCAUCUGGUGCAUCUUGUCGAGAUGCGAAAGAGAUGUAGAGUAGCCGUUGGAUUUGAUGGCAAUGGAAGAGAACGAAAAAGUACUUUUCGAUCUACUCUCCUGCGUCUUUGUCGUCGUCUUUUCCUCCUCGCCUUGGCCUUCCUUUAUCCCCUCUAUCUUCGUCUGUAUUUGGAUUUUCUCUUCCUCUUCCUCAUCUUCUUAAUCUUUUUUCAAUGAUCAUAUUCUUCCUUUUCUUCUUCCUCGUCCUCUCCUCCACAAUCUUCUUACAUUUCGUCCUUCGCUUAAUCUCCAAUAUGCGCUGACCUCCACACUG
Messenger RNA from Parathielavia appendiculata, 882 nucleotides. RefSeq lists its product as uncharacterized. Bases 393 to 785 code for a protein of 130 amino acids. Lineage: Eukaryota; Fungi; Ascomycota; Sordariomycetes; Sordariales; Chaetomiaceae. The transcript has a single exon. The record is from RefSeq and is a predicted model, not a curated record.